This is a messenger RNA of Phalaenopsis equestris, 969 nucleotides long. RefSeq names its product LRR receptor kinase BAK1-like. The record is from RefSeq and is a predicted model, not a curated record. Gene Ontology annotation, molecular function: protein binding. Lineage: Eukaryota; Viridiplantae; Streptophyta; Magnoliopsida; Asparagales; Orchidaceae. The transcript has 6 exons. Bases 134 to 790 code for a protein of 218 amino acids.
CUGGUCCCUCACGCUUCUCCCCUCGGCCAUUGCUCCACUUUUCUUCUUCUUUCUCGGAGCUGUACUGGAUCAAACUGCUCGAAACCCUAGCCCUAAUCGAAGGUAGAAUCAAUUUCUGGUCCUUGGGGGAUUGAUGGCUGUAACAAACGUGGUGGUGCCCCGAGUGUUAGCGCUGGCUGCGGUGAUACUGACGCUGCUCUCUCCAUCGACUUCAUCCAACUCCGAGGGCGACGCGCUUUAUGCGCUAAGGAGGAGCCUCAAUGAUCCAGAUAACGUGCUCAAGAGCUGGGAUCCGACGCUUGUCAAUCCAUGCACUUGGUUUCACAUCACAUGUAAUCAGGACAAUCGGGUCACGAGAGUGGACCUGGGAAAUUCAAACCUAUCCGGCCACCUUGUGCCUGAUAUUGCCAAACUUGAACAUUUGCAGUACUUGGAACUGUACAAAAAUAACAUUGAAGGAACCAUCCCUAGAGAGCUUGGCAACUUGAAUAGCCUUAUAAGCUUGGACCUGUACAACAACAACAUCUCAGGGACUAUUCCUCCGCAGUUGGGGAAACUAAAAUCUCUAGUAUUCUUGCGGCUUAAUGACAACAAGCUUAGCGGUAAAAUCCCAAGAGAGCUAACUGGAAUUUCUAGCCUCAAAGUCUUGGAUGUCUCCAACAAUGAUCUUUGUGGCACCAUUCCUACCAUUGGACCUUUUGAACGCAUCCCCAUGAAUAAUUUUGAGAACAAUCCCCGUUUGGAAGGUCCGGAGUUGCUUGGGCUUGCAUCCUACGACACGAACUGCUGAGCAGGUGAUAUUGCAAUUUGCAUAAAGGCCAUCGUUAAACUAAGUAUUUUGUUACCUGUCUACAUAAUAUAUUGUAAAUGUUAUUUUACAUUUCAUAAAACCUUGUAAUGAAUCUCUAAGCAAUGCGUGCUCUGCUUCUACGGUGUAUUUAUGUAAAUGAUAAAAUGGCUUGUUCUCAA